This is a messenger RNA of Helianthus annuus (common sunflower), 548 nucleotides long. RefSeq lists its product as uncharacterized. Lineage: Eukaryota; Viridiplantae; Streptophyta; Magnoliopsida; Asterales; Asteraceae. The transcript has 3 exons. The record is from RefSeq and is a predicted model, not a curated record. The coding region runs from base 51 to 392 and encodes 113 amino acids.
GAACAUUGUAGGUGGAAACUACUGCUUCUUUGAACAACAGGUUCACUGAUAUGGAAUCAGAAGAUACUGUUAACCUGAAUGAUGAUAACUGCACUGAUGUUAUUAUGGGAGUCACUGUUGGUACCAAAUCAAAUGAAGGCUUCAAAUCGAAGGUUCCUUCUGAGUCCAUGGAUGAUAAUGUCAUCACCCCUUUGACCAAAAAUUUGGAGGACACUGCCAUGGCAAGUAAGCCUAUUGGUGAGCCUGCGAUUUUUAAGAGGAAAACCAAAAAACCUGCUUUCAACAAAAACUUGGUUGAGAGUUAUGAUGUUGAUGAAAAUGGAGAAAUGUCAACCACCAAACCAGUUAAACCUGGAAAACCAACUCUCCUAAUUCCAAAAAUUGAAAAAUGAAGGCUUUACAGUCUUUAUGUUCUAAGUGUUGGUUUCCUAUGUUAUUUUAAUGUGUUUUAAGUUAUGUUUAUCGUUUAAGAACUACUUCAAAAGCUUUGGAUCAUUCAAGCUUUUAUGUUUAAGAAGUUUAAUAUCGUUUUGUUGUACUGAAUGCUU